CGUCACUUUAAGGCUGAUUAAGCUGUAAAUUGUGUUGUUUUUCUGUUUAAUCAUACAAUCAAUUCGCGGUUAAUUUUUGAUUCAACCCUCAAAUCUAAUUGAUUAUUGGAACCAUGAAAAUGCGCAAUGGAUUGUGUUUCUUUUUGAUUAAUUGUUGAGAAAAAAAAAGUUCUAUUCUAUUGUAAUAAUAUUUAGAUGAUCAUUCUCAGUGUGUUUGACAAUCAUUGAGGUAACAAUUUACCUGUCUAAUUGUUGUUGCUUGAAAAUUUUCAUUCUUUAAUCAGCUGAGAUUGAAAAUCUAUUCUUAACAUGAUAUGUGUCUCUCUCCUGUGAAUGUCUAAUCAUCUUUGUGUAUUUUUAUCCACAUAAUUAGUUGAUGACAACUUUUUUUUUCUUCACUUCUCUUACAAUUUAACUAACAUUGGCUCAAGGUUUCAUUUUUUUCUCUGUCUUCUAUCAUCAUUAUCAUCAUCAUCAUCAUCCCAUCAACAUCGUUUGAUUAUCCCUUGCGAUUUACUUCAUUUUAAACUGUGGUUCGUUGUUCAAUUCAGUUGCCAUUGUGAUAGAUUUUUUUUCCCGUUCCAACAAAAACAACAACAACAACAACAACCAAUCCAACCAAUAAAUCAAUCAAUCAGUAACCUUAAUUGUUAUGGGUAAACACAACAGUAAACUAAAACCAGAGGAAUUAAAGGACUUAAGGUCAACAACGGAAUUUACCGACACCGAAAUCCAAGAAUGGUACAAGGGAUUUCUGAAAGACUGUCCAUCGGGUCAUCUCUCUAAGAAUGAAUUUAAAAAAAUCUAUGGAAACUUUUUCCCUCAUGGUGAUGCAUCAAAAUUUUCUGAACAUGUUUUCCGAACCUUUGAUGCCAAUGGUGAUGGAACCAUAGAUUUCAGGGAAUUCCUAUGUGCCUUAAGUGUUACUUCACGAGGAAAACUUGAUCAGAAACUCCGAUGGGCAUUUAGUAUGUACGAUUUGGACGGUAAUGGAUUCAUCUCUCGGCACGAAAUGUUGGAAAUUGUCUCGGCAAUCUACAAAAUGGUUGGAUCUUUGAUGAAAAUGCCUGAGGAUGAAUCGACUCCCGAAAAGCGGACUGAUAAAAUUUUCCGUCAAAUGGACAAGAAUCUUGAUGGUCGAUUGUCAAUGGAUGAGUUUAUUCAAGGAGCUAAAAGUGACCCUUCGAUUGUUCGUCUUCUUCAAUGUGACACUCAAACAUUUUAAUCGAAUCAUUUGUUCUCAUGAUAAUUUAUUCAUCUGAUUGUUGUCAUCGUUGGAACCUCAACAGAGAAUCAUUUUCCCUGGAACUUAAUUAUAUAUAAAUAUAACUUUUUGUUCCUUGUUUUCUAGUCCAUUUCGUAAAGGAAAAAAAAUCCUCAAUCAUCAUCAAGAAUUAAUGAAAAUUCUGAACAUAAUGAAAUCUCACAUCAUCACCAUGACAUUUACAAUGAAUCUCUGUCUCUCUUUCUCUCUCCGUUCAAUGUAAUUGUUUUGUUUUUCAGGUAAAAGGAAAACAAAUUAAUCAUGUUAAUUGUUAAUAACAAUAAAAGAUUCAUUUUCAUACAAGAAAAUUAAAACCACUCAUAUGAGAUAAAUUUUACAGGACAUUUCACCAAGUU
This is a messenger RNA of Panonychus citri (citrus red mite), 1620 nucleotides long. Its product is annotated as neurocalcin homolog. The record is from RefSeq and is a predicted model, not a curated record. Gene Ontology annotation, molecular function: calcium ion binding. Bases 653 to 1225 code for a protein of 190 amino acids. Lineage: Eukaryota; Metazoa; Arthropoda; Arachnida; Trombidiformes; Tetranychidae. The transcript has 3 exons.